Messenger RNA from Ostertagia ostertagi, 1497 nucleotides. NCBI's taxonomy places the organism in Eukaryota, Metazoa, Nematoda, Chromadorea, Rhabditida, Trichostrongylidae. The record is from the annotation of a GenBank genome assembly.
AUGAUUGCGGAUCCUGUCCACAACAACACCUGCACAUUCUAUGAAUGGUCUCGAAAUCCACAUCAUGCCAAAUUCUUCCGAAUAUUCUCUAUCAUAUCAGUGCUCACGGUACUCGUGGUCGUUGUCGUACUCGGUAACGCACUUGUUAUCGCCGCAGUGCUUCUGCGAAGGCGUCUACGGUCCGCUACUGGAUUGCUGAUUCUCUCGCUAGGUGUAGCGGAUCUAUUGGUAGGAACUGUGAUUCUCCCGUUCAGUAUUGCAAAUGAAGUACUCAAUGGGUACUGGAUAUUUGGCGAAACGUGGUGCACUAUAUGGUUGACGAUGGAUAUCUGGAUGUGCACGGCUUCCAUAUACAACCUCGUCGCGAUAUCUAUUGAUAGAUAUAUAGCCAUCAUCAAACCACUGAAUUAUCCUAUGCUAGUCACCAAAUUCCGUGCUCGAUGUACCGUUGCGAUAGUGUGGAUUGGCUCAUUUAUCAUCUGCAGCCCGAGCUUCUUCCUGGCUUCCUCGAUUAAGGAUAUCAAUCAGGAACCUUGCAAGUGCACGCCAGCUAAUGCUGGGAGAGCCUACAUCACCUUUAGUGCUUCUAGCAGCUUCUACGUGCCUAUGAUAAUCGUGAUAUUCGUCUAUUUCCGUAUUUAUAUCGCCGCUAGAGCUGCAACGAAGAGCAUCUAUUCGGGGAUGAUGCAAGUGACUGCGAAUGCCAACAAGAACACCAAGAGCUACCUGAUCAAUCAUCCCAACGUACUGGCCAAGGAAUCGCUUCCGAUGCUACGAGUGCACCGUGGUUCUUCUGUGUCCACUGUUCGACCAACCAAUAUGUCUUCAAAAGAAGUAAAUGGAUCAGGAAACGGUGGACGAAAACCGAAGCGAAACAGCAACACAUCACUUUCUCCAAUAAAAGACGAACACGAAGGGAGACUUCCACAACAAAAGCCUCCAGUAAAGCAAACAUCGCGGGAACGAGAGUUCAGCGGCAAGAAAGCAGUACGUGACAAGUUAAGCACCGAGUCUGACGACUCCUCUGGGUCUCCACCCAAGCAGAAGCAUGAGCAAGCUGCCGAGCAAAAAGCCAUUGAGCCCGAGACACAGCCAACAAAAUCGCCACUCGUCGCCAAAUUACGGAAGAAUCCACUCCGCGUACUUAUGAAUCGAGGGCAUGCGAAGAAAAGUGGAGGUGCUUAUGAAAAACGGCUAUCGUUGGAAAUCAAAGCAGCUAAAACUGUGGCAAUCGUGACCGGCUGCUUCAUAUUCUGCUGGCUUGGCUUUUCACUGCUCUACGGACUCGAGCUACAAACGAACGAUGUUGUCUGGUCGGUGCUAUUCUGGCUCGGCUAUCUGAACUCUGCACUGAAUCCGGUUAUUUAUACCGUAUUCAAUCGCGAAUUCCGCACCUGUUUCAAACGGCUGCUCACAUGCCAUCAUCUCAACCACCCGAACACUAAUAAGUACACCAAUAACAACUCGUACAAUUGUAUAACUUCGUAUCUGGAGUAA